AUGGGAACUGAAGGACGGAGUGAUAAAAGCACGGGAGAACUAGCAAGUCUGCCUCAACUCAAAGUUGCAGAUGCUUCUCCCUAUUCCUUGCAUCCAUCCGAUCACCCAGGUUUGAUUUUUGUUACCGAUCCUCUUAGCGAAAAUGGAGAAAACUAUUUCACUUGGAGAAGAACUUUUCUUAACGCACUGCACUCUAAAAACAAGGCUGGAUUUGUUAAUGGAACCGUCGAGAGACCAAAAGAAAACUCUCAGGAUUUACAGCCAUGGAUACAGUGCAAUGCCAUUGUGCUUUCAUGGCUUACGAAUGCAAUUGCCAAAGAACUGCAGGGUAGUGCCGCACGUGUUGAAACUGCCAGAGAAAUUUGGGUAGAUCUGGAAGAGCGAUUUACCCAAGGAAGCGGUCUACCCAAGUAA
Messenger RNA from Lycium barbarum (goji berry), 414 nucleotides. RefSeq lists its product as uncharacterized. NCBI's taxonomy places the organism in Eukaryota, Viridiplantae, Streptophyta, Magnoliopsida, Solanales, Solanaceae. The transcript has a single exon. The record is from RefSeq and is a predicted model, not a curated record. Bases 1 to 414 code for a protein of 137 amino acids.